Messenger RNA from Dioscorea cayenensis subsp. rotundata (Guinea yam), 457 nucleotides. RefSeq lists its product as uncharacterized. Lineage: Eukaryota; Viridiplantae; Streptophyta; Magnoliopsida; Dioscoreales; Dioscoreaceae. The coding region runs from base 92 to 340 and encodes 82 amino acids. The record is from RefSeq and is a predicted model, not a curated record. The transcript is spliced from 3 exons.
AAAUAUACUUAAUAGUCCAAUAUAUAGAGGCAUCACAAGAUCCACUCAGUUCCACACUAUUAGCCUGUUUUAGAAAACAACAACAAGAGGAAUGGGUAGAUCUUGCCUUCUUGAGAUGCUUCUCAUCUCAAUGGUUUUCUCAAUCUCAAUCACUCAAGGACAUUGUAGAUGGAUUAAACUAACGGUUAAUUAUGACAAGGGUUAUCCUUCUCAUGAGGAAAAUUCAAGUGUGGAAAGGGGAAUGAUGGAGAUGGUGAUGGACUAUGGGGACCCAAGAGCAAACACAAAUCACAGAGGUGGAGCUUUUAACCCUCCAACCGGAUCUUCUCACAAACCUUAAAGUUCUGAGAUAAUGAUCAAUAUGAAUAAAAUGAAGUGCUUGUUCAUUCUCCAAGCAAGAUUACUUCUGUUGUUGUGUAUAAAGUGUUCUAUUAUUAUUUCAGUUUCACUUGCUUGA